AUGCCCGAGGACAAGAUGCAGGACACAGACCACGUGUGUUCCUACGGAAUGAAACUCAACUGGGACAUCAACGAUCCGCAAAUGCCUCAGGAGCCAGCCCACUUUGACCACUUUCGGGAGUGGCCCAACGGCUACGUGCGCCUCAUCUACAGCAGCGAGGAGAGGAAGGCGCAGCGCCACCUGAGCGGCUGGGCCAUGCGCAACACCAACAACCACCACAGUCACAUCCUCAAGAAAGGUGGGGUGUUACUAAUAUGUCUCCCUCCGAUGUUUGCAGAGAAAGCGUGUCCCAACUGUCAUUCUGCUUUGGAGUUGGUGCCUUGCCGAGGGCAUAGCGGAUACCCUGUGACCAACUUCUGGCGGCUCGAUGGCAACGCAAUAUUUUUUCAGGCCAAGGGAGUUCAUGAUCACCCAAGACCAGAGAGUAAAUCUGAGACGGAAGCUAGAAGAAGUGCCCUCAAGAGGCAGGUGGCCUCUUUGUACCAACUCCAAAAAAAGAGAAUCCCAGGACCAGAGGCAGCAGAGAACCAAGACGGCAGUGAACAUUUCAACAGCACACCUCCCUUGGAAAACCCAGAACUGUUGGAUGCAAUUCCUGACACUGGCUUCUCACUGCUAGGGCAGCCUUGCCCUUCUCCUGUAAACUCUGAUGCUUACAAAGCCAUCUGCGACCUGGCCACCUUUCCAGGAGAUGUGAUGCCACCCUUUCAGAAAUAUCCCAACACAAGGAUCUAUUGGUCCAGGCCACCUUGCAGCUAUGAAUUGACAGGUCCUGGGUACACAAAUUCCAGUCCAUGUCCCGCCCUUUAUAAAGGUCCUACCAGCCUCCCUAAUGACACAGAUUGGCUUCAUCUGAACACACUACAGUACAACGUCAACUCAUACAGUAGCUACGAGAGAAGCUUUGAGUUCCCCAGUACACAGCAUGGCUGGAAAUCAGCACUUGGAGAUCCUGGUCUUGAGGAGAGGACUGACCCCAGAAAGUGCCAGGCCAUGGCCACAUGCCCUUAUUAUAACUCAGAGCUUCCCUGCAGGUACCUCACGACAGUGCCAGCAGGGGCCCCCACCCUGCAGACAGUGAUCACCACCACCACCCAAGUGUCCUACCAGGCCUACCAGUGCCCUUCUCUGAAACACAGUGACAGUGUGCAAGAGGUUAGCAGCCUUUCCAGCUGUAACUAUGCUUUGGAAAAUGUCCCAAUGUCUAUCUGUCCUGAAGCCUUGGACACUCCAGCUGCAGUCACAGGGACAACCUCUCCAGCAGGGAGAAUUCCUCUGAAAAUUCCAGGAGAUUGCCGGACCAUGAGGCCCACACUGGCUUUUCCUCAAGAGGUAGCUCACUCUGGGACAGAUGGAACAGACACAUGGGAUGUGUGUCUGUCUGGGAUGGACUCCGCCGUCAGUUACUUGGAUACAGUGGGGCCAUUCUUUACCUACCACAAUGAGGACUUUUAA
Messenger RNA from Castor canadensis (American beaver), 1455 nucleotides. NCBI's taxonomy places the organism in Eukaryota, Metazoa, Chordata, Mammalia, Rodentia, Castoridae. The record is from RefSeq and is a predicted model, not a curated record.